AUGUCGGCGAUGGGCGGUUGCAUUGCCUGGCGGACGAGCGGCAGCAACAGGGGGCCGGGGUUGAAUCUGGGGGGGGGGGGCGCCGAGCUGACGCCUGCCGCCUUGCUGCCUGGAUGUGAAGCCGUCGGCGCCGCGCCCGAGCCCCUCCACUCCAUGCCCCGCCCCACCCUCGCCCCCGCCUGCUUUGCAGCCGAGGGCGGCAACCGCGGCAACUUUGGGCGCGCGCCCGUGGUGCGCCCUGCUCCGCGUGCGUUCAGCCAGGGUGAGGCGCGCGCCCAGGGGCUGCAGGUGCUGCAGGACAAGUACGAGCCCGGGGUGGUGGUGCUCAACAGCCACAGGUGA
Messenger RNA from Monoraphidium neglectum, 342 nucleotides. RefSeq lists its product as hypothetical. Bases 1 to 342 code for a protein of 113 amino acids. The transcript has a single exon. The record is from RefSeq and is a predicted model, not a curated record. Lineage: Eukaryota; Viridiplantae; Chlorophyta; Chlorophyceae; Sphaeropleales; Selenastraceae.